Molecule: messenger RNA, 1268 nt
Organism: Musa acuminata AAA Group (dessert banana)
Lineage: Eukaryota; Viridiplantae; Streptophyta; Magnoliopsida; Zingiberales; Musaceae
Product: MADS-box transcription factor 23-like
Exons: 8
Coding region: 102-1040 (312 amino acids)
Biological process (GO): positive regulation of transcription by RNA polymerase II
Cellular component (GO): nucleus
Molecular function (GO): protein dimerization activity; DNA-binding transcription factor activity, RNA polymerase II-specific; RNA polymerase II cis-regulatory region sequence-specific DNA binding
Source: RefSeq, a predicted model, not a curated record
GAACGUGGGGAAGGGGAAGAGUGUGUGUGUGAAGAAGACCUCUCUCUCUCUCUCUCUCUCUCUCUCUCUCUCCUCUUUCUAUUUCCAUAUUAGAUAUAUAGAUGAUGGAGGAAGAAGGGCUGCCGCUGAAAGAGAUUGCAUCCUCACCAGAUCUUAUCGAGGUACAGUUCCGGUGGGUAGAGGGAGAAAUAAACUGGUGGAUAAUGGGGAGAGGAAAGAUCGCGAUCCGCAGGAUCGACGACACGACCAGCCGGCAGGUGACCUUCUCGAAGCGGAGGAACGGGCUGCUGAAGAAGGCCAAGGAGCUCGCCAUACUUUGUGACGCCGAGGUCGGCCUGGUGGUCUUCUCCAGCACCGGUCGCCUCUAUGAGUUCGCCAGCACCAGCAUGGAGUCUGUCAUAGAACGAUAUAGCAAAGCAAAAGAGGAGCGACAGCUAGUCAUGUCUGCCGCUUCUGAGGUUAAGUUUUGGCAAAGGGAAGCAGCAAGCUUGAGGCAGCAAUUGUAUAACUUACAACAAAAUUUGAGGCAAUUGACGGGGGAAGAAAUUUCUGGUCUUAGUGUUAAAGAUCUACAAAAUCUAGAGAACCAACUCAGAAUGAGCGUACGUAAUGUCAGAAUGAAGAAGGUCCUGACUGUCUCCGCUCGCUCGGUAUCUUAUUUUUUGCUUCUUAAAGCAGCUGUUCUAUAUGAUGUACACAAGUUUUUUCUGCAGGACCAACUCUUGGAAGAAGAAAUACAAGAACUGGAUCGAAAGGGAAGGCUUAUUCACCAAGAAAAUCUGGAACUAUACAAGAAGAUAAACAUGAUUCGUCAAGAAAACAUGGAAUUAUACAAAGAGAAUCAAUGUCAGGUAUAUGCAGCCAAGGGCAAAAAUGGUACUGACAGAGGCUCAAUUGUACCAUAUGAUUUCAGUAUCACAGAUGAAGCAGCAUACAAGCCCAUUCAUCUUCGAUUAAGCCAGCCACAGCCGAACGCAGACGGAAUCAAAACAGAGCCGCCUCCAAAUCUAAGACUUCAGCUACACUACAGAGAUGGUUAGUACGUCUAUUAUCUCAACGCUCAUGUUUGAAGUCCCAGGCGAGUGAUCUUUAAUUACGUGAAAGUGCAGCAGUGACAUCGCAAAAUAGUUUUUGCCACUUAUUAUGUGAAAAAUGAUGUGUGCGUGAUUCUAACAAUGAUCGAUUUAGUAGGAAGGGUGAGUGGUUACUUAUUAAGAUUGUUUAAUUUAUGGACUCGUGGACACUGAUAUGAUGUUGAAUACCUUUCA